AUGACUGUUGGCUGUGCAGAUUCACUCUAUUCACCACUGUACCAAAGCUGUAGUGGAAAUCAGUUCACAUGUUCUAGUGGGCGAUGUAUACCGCAGCGCUGGGUGUGUGAUAAGUUCAACGAUUGUGGAGACUACAGUGAUGAGAAAGGAUGUGUGUGUGACGACAAACCCGAUUGUCCAGGAGGAACAGAUGAGUCCAACUCCACAGCACAGCUGACCUGCAGCCUUGAUCGCUGCUCCACUUUGAGCUGUGAGUUCCACUGUCACCCGUCUCCUCAAGGAGGCUCUUGCUACUGCCCUGAUGGUUUUGUUGUAGCCAAUGACAGUCGUACCUGUGUCGAUUAUAAUGACUGUGAAAUCUGGGGAAUCUGUGACCAGUUGUGUGAAGAUCGUCCUGGAACGCACCAUUGUAGCUGUGCUAAUGGAUAUUUUUUGGAGCAAGGUCAUGUCUGCAAAGCCAACGUGUCAGGUGGAUUACCACAGCUCAUCUUUACAAAUGGUGGUGAUGUGGAAAUAGCAGAUAUACAUGGACGCUUUGUCAGAGUUUUGGUGCCAUCCCAAGGCAGGGGUUAUGCAGUGGGUGUGGCCUAUAAUGCGCACAGUGAAAUAAUUUUUUGGAGUGACACUUACACCAAAAAGGUCUAUUCUACAAACUACAAUGGAGGAGACAUUAAGGAAGUUCUAAAUGCUGCAGUUCAUGAUGUCCAAAACUUGGCCGUGGACUGGAUCAACUUUAAACUCUAUGUCUUAGAAGCCAGGGUUGAGCGUAUUGACAUGUGUGAAUUCGAUGGUAGGAAUCGGGUCACACUGGUCGCCGAAAACCUGGUGACACCACAUGGCCUUGCCCUGGAUCCUACAGUGGGCUACAUGUUCUUCACAGACAAGGGUAUUUCCAAUGAGCAGGUGAAGCUUGAACGUGCCUUCAUGGACGGCAGUAAUCGAUUGGAGCUGGUGAAAAGCAGACUCGGCACACCAACGGGAAUUACCCUCGACAUUGUCACACAGAGGGUCUACUGGUCUGAUAGCCACUUUGACACCGUGGAGACAGUAACGUACAAUGGGUUGCAGAGGUAAACGCGUCACUAGAGCUGUCGUUGAAGAGUUAAUGACAUCUAGAGCAUUGUUUCCCAAAGACUGGGUCGCGUCCCUCAGGUGGGUCGCAAGAGAUUUUUUCAUUUUGGGUCGUCCUGCAUCAUUCCCAGGAGUUUACGAAUAAUGUCUAUUGACUUGGGUCACGACGGUAAAAAUUUGUGACUUUUAAAAUAUGGGUCCCCAGAAAAAAAAGUUUGGGAAACACUGAUCUAGAGAGUCGACUUUCCUUUGACUUAAAUUGUACGUCUAAAAUAAACAUUUCCAACAUGAAUGCAACUUCUCACAAGACACAUUUCCACCUUAGCUGUGGAUUUAUACUUCUU
Cynoglossus semilaevis (tongue sole) is the source of this 1415-nucleotide messenger RNA. RefSeq names its product low-density lipoprotein receptor-related protein 2-like. Gene Ontology annotation, molecular function: calcium ion binding; protein binding. The coding region runs from base 1 to 1074 and encodes 357 amino acids. Gene Ontology annotation, cellular component: signaling receptor complex; plasma membrane. The transcript is spliced from 8 exons. The record is from RefSeq and is a predicted model, not a curated record. NCBI's taxonomy places the organism in Eukaryota, Metazoa, Chordata, Actinopteri, Pleuronectiformes, Cynoglossidae.